GGAACUCGGAAGUCUGAAAUACAAGUGGAUUCAGGCAGAUCCUGGGAACCUGAAAGCUGUGCCUCUCUGGCGACGCCUCCGUAGGAGAGAUUUCUUAGCAAGAUCAGUUGGAGCUCAGCCUUCCACCAUGCCUGUGCCUCCCCCUCCUGCACCCCCGCCGCCCCCAACACUGGCCUUGGCAAAUACUGAAAAACCAACUCUAAGCAGGUCAGAACAAGCAGGGCGAAAUGCUCUAUUAUCUGAUAUCACCAAAGGAAAAAAGCUAAAGAAGACUGUUACUAAUGACAGAAGUGCUCCAGUUCUAGACAAGCCCAAAGGAAGCAGUGGAGGUGGCGGUGGCUUCGGAGGAGGUGGCGGUGGCAGCGGUGGGGGUUUUGGCGCUGGCAGCGGUGGUGGCGGCUUCAGUGGUGGUGGACCACCUGGCCUUGGAGGCCUUUUUCAAGCAGGAAUGCCAAAGCUCAGAUCUGCUGCGAGUCGAGAUGCUGAUGCUGGGGCAGCCCGCCCACCCGCGCUGCCGCCUGGAGCCCGCUCUGCAGCUGCCAAGCCAUUCUCAGCACCGAGCGGCCCGCCUCGCUUCCCAGGGCCACCACUGGGGCAGCGGAGCCCAGCUGCUGACCCACAAAGGAGCCGCCUGCCACCACCCAGGCCCGAUGUGGGUUCUAAGCCUGAUGCCACACCACCACCGGUGCCCAGCACACCCCGCCCCAUUGCCUCCAGUCUGCACAGCCGGGGUUCAACGCCAGUGCCUGUCCUCAACCGCCAGCCCAGCCUGGGGCCGACGCCACCGCCGUUCCCGGGCAGCCGGGGUGCAGGGUCAGCUGGCUCCCUGCGGCAGCCCAGCCCAGGCCCAGCAGCCCCCUACUCGGGCAGACCACCACUGCCACCCACACCUGGCCGCUCACCAGUGGAUGAGAAGCCACCGCCGCCGCCACCUCCCUCCGGGCACCGGCCACCUGCCAGCCGAGACAUGGCUCUGCCGCCACCACCACCACAGAACAACAAGCCGCCUCUAAUAGAUCGGCGGUGCGCAACUCCAAGCGAGAGGGCCGCCAGCCCGAUCUGCUGA
Molecule: messenger RNA, 1066 nt
Organism: Meleagris gallopavo (turkey)
Lineage: Eukaryota; Metazoa; Chordata; Aves; Galliformes; Phasianidae
Gene: WIPF1
Product: WAS/WASL interacting protein family member 1
Biological process (GO): actin filament-based movement
Cellular component (GO): actin filament
Molecular function (GO): actin binding
Source: RefSeq, a predicted model, not a curated record